AAAGGAAAUUAAUGUACUUUACUUGCUAUAUCGUUCUAGCUUUGUACCCUCUUCCUCUUUAAAUUUUGGGACUUCUCUCCCAGCUUGUCAUCACUUCUCUCCAUCUUCAAAUUUCAUCACUUCUCUCCAGCGUGCCCUUAAACAUAAUCACUCUCUGAAACCUAACUUGUACCUAAAAAGAUGGACUCGGUCAUACCAGGAGCUGAGUAUCAAGUGUUCCUGAGCUUUAGGGGCCCGGAUACUCGACAAGGGUUUGCAGACUGCCUUUAUCAUUACAUGAUUGAUGCAGGACUUCGCGUCUUCAGAGACAAUGAAGAGAUUCGCCAAGGUGAGAAGAUCGAAGAGAUCCUAAGAGCCAUAGACAACUCAGCCAUCUGCAUGCCCAUCUUCUCACAGGGCUAUGCUUCUAGCAAGUGGUGCCUCCGUGAACUAGCUGAAAUGGUGGAGAAGAAAAAAAAGAUUAUGCCUAUCUUCUAUGAUGUGACUCCUGAUGAUGUAAAGCUCAAAACGCCUCUUUAUCGUGAUGCUCUGCAAAGACAUGAGGAUAAAAAUGAGAAGACGCAGUGGGAGAAUGCACUGGAGAAGGUGGCUAAAAUAAAAGGAUCGAAACUAGAAGAUAUUGGUUAUGGUGAGUUAUGCAAAUUAAUUGUCAAAGAGGUCUUGGCUAAUUUGAAGGUAAAAAAUCGGGUUGUAACUAACAACCUAGUAGAAAUGGAUGAAAGUAUUGAAAACAUGUUGGCCUACUUAGACAUUCAAGCUCCUGGAGUGAGAUGUGUGGUUGUUCAUGGAAUAGGCGGUAGCGGCAAGACAACUCUUGCCAAGACUUUGUUCAAUCAACUAUCAACCCGCUUUGAGGCUUGUAGUUUCCUAGCAGAUAUUCGAGAGUCUUCAAAACAUGAACUUAAGCAUCUGCAGAAAAAGCUAAUUCGUGAUCUUCUACCAAAAGACUCAGGAACUAUUUCGGAUACCGAUGGUGGGCUCAACAUCCUCCAAGAAAGAUUACAUAAUAAAAAGGUUCUCAUAGUUCUUGAUGAUGUGGAUAAAAGAGAGCAAAUUGAGAGACUGGCUGGAAGUUCGAGUUGGUUUUCUCCUGGAAGUAGGAUAAUUGUCACAACCAGGGAUACACGAGUGUUAGUAGCUGAGCAAGAGCAUAUGAAAGAAGGCAACGGGAAGAAGUCGGAGGAAUUGUGGACUUUGGAAAUGGGAGAAAUGAAUUUUGAACGUGCUCUUCAACUAUUUUCGAGGCACGCUUUUAAAAUGGAUUAUCCUCCAAGUGACUUCCUCAAUCUAUCAAAAGAUGUUAUUUCUGUUAUCGGACGACUUCCUUUAGCUCUUGAAAUCACAGGUUCAUAUCUUUGUGGCAAACCUAAAGAAGCAUGGGAGGACAACCGAAAUAUGAUGGUGAGGAUACCGCAAAAGAACAUCCAGAAAACGUUAAUGAUAAGCUCCGAAGCCCUAGACUUUCGAGCAAAACAAAUCUUCCUUGAUAUAGCUUGUUUGCCAACUAAAACACAGAUAAAGACUGCAAAUUACAUGUGGGAAUCUUGCGGAUUUCGUCCAGAGAUGGGGACUAAAGAGCUAAUUUUAGCAUCUAUUAUUAAAGUAAGGGAUGAUGGCGAACUGUGGAUGCAUGACUAUCUCAAAGAUCUAGGAAAAGAAAUUAUUUGUAUAGAGAACUUUAUGGAUUCUGGGAUGCGCAGCCGGUUGUGGGAUCAUGAGGAAGCAUUGGGUAUAUUGAAGAGAAAAGAGGGAUCCGAAAACAUUCAAGUGUUGUAUCUUUUAAGUGAUGAUCCUACACAAAAAUGCAAUCUCUUUCAAGGUCAUUUUAGAAAAUUUCGCAAUCUGAGAUUACUUUAUUUGCAUGGGAUUAAUAUUGUCAGGAAUUUCGAGCAUCGAUUUCAAAAGUUAAGAUGGCUAUCUUGGCAUUCUUGCCCUUCGGAUUUCAAGGCGACCAAUCUAUAUAUGGAGAACCUAGCAAUUCUUGAUCUCUCCAACAGUGAUAUCUGCGAAGAAUGGGAAGGAUGGAGCCAAAGAAAGGAGAUGAUGAGGAUGAUCCGAGAGAUGGUGGUCUGGAAGGAAAAGAAAGUGAUCAGUAGAAGCCAUUGCGAGUGAGGGAAGGAAAGAACAUUCCGGUUGUUCUUGUGACCGAGAAAAGAAAAGCUCGUGAGUUCCAACCGAGAGCCUUUUGAUACGCGGGACUUGGAGGAGGAAGCCGGAGAAGAAAAGAGCAGUAGAGAUUGAUGUUGAUGAUGCAGAGGAGCUGAUGAUCAAGCUCGGGGUCAAGAGGUGAUGGGAGAUGUCUCUAUUUGUAGGUGUCCAGAGAGGAAGAGAUAGAGAGAGAACGAGAGAGAGGUUGGUUUAUGAUCUGGUCUCAUUCGGUUCAGAGCAGGGAAUGGGCAAUGUUGUCUGUUGACUGAUGUAGCAAGAUGGCGUCCAGAGAGAGAGUGAGGGUUACUUUGCUGUAACCGAAGAAGAAUCGCAUAGGAAGGGAAGCAACCCUCGCAGUUGCAGAGUUGGGGCAGCCCAAAAAAAAAUGAAGUUGAUGGAGGUGACGGGAGGGCACGCUUGCGUGAAGAUGAUAGAGAGGCAGAUGAUGGGCAUGGCAGUUCGACGCUGGGACAGAGUUGCAGGGAGGAGCAGGUUGGACUCGAGGAAGCAAGCCAGCAACUUGCACAAGAAGCAGAGAAGAGAACCGAAGAGAAAGGAAAAAGAAAAGAAGAAAAAAAUGGUCAACUAGUCCCGGAAGAAAAAGAAAAGAAUAGAAAAGGAAGGAAGGAAGAAAAGUGGAAUAGGUUUUGGAGGGAAAAGGAUACUGGGGAGGGGGGAGGGCUCGCUAAUUGCUUUAAUGAAGUUUACGUGGAGGAUAACGGUAAUGUGUACAAAAAUUAACGGCCACAUCAACAUUUGACGGUUUUAUUUGGACGGAAGGAGACGGCGUGCUAGAUUAUAAAAAAUUUCGAAACUUUGGGGUUUAUAAAAUUUUUAAAUUAAGGAAUAUUUGAAUAGUAUGUGUUUUUUUAGGUUUUUACCCUUUUAUCAAUUCUAGCAUAAACUUUUUUUCUUAACCUAAAAAUACACAAACUAUCAAUUUGAUAUUAAUGUUAACACGACUUCCAUUUUUUGAUCAUGGGUCUCAACGACAACCACCGCUCACCCAAUUAGAGUUGUCCAUGACGGUGAGAUCUCCGGUGACCCUAAUUAGGGAAUGGUGGCCGUCAAUAAGACUCCCACCACCUACCCCCUUCAUUUGUUUGUCGAAAUUUUUUUUUUUCAAGUUCCAGAGGUAAAGGCCUCAUCGGGGCCUAGCGCCGCCUCUAUAAGGUCGCCAGCAACCUCGGCUACUCCAAUCGGAGGGUCUGGCCAUCGAUUCUCAUUUAAAUUAACGAACAAAUUUAGUGCUAAAAUUGAUAGUUCGUGCAUUUUCCGGUCAAGAAAAAAGUUAGUGCUAGAAUUGAUAAAAUAUGAAAAGUUUGUAUUUUUUAGGCAAUUAACCCAAUUUAAUAUGCUGGAGUUUGAAAAAUUCAAAAAAAUUAAGUUUAGUUUUUGAAAUUAAAAAUUACUUAAGAACUAGUGUUGCAUAUCUAUAUGUUCAUAUAUAUAAAUAUGAAAAUUAAUUGGAAUUGCAGUUACAUGCAGUAUCAAAAGCAACUAAAUUCCCUAAAAUUGUGCACACUAAAAAAAAUCUCCUAAAAAAUUAAAAGAAAAUUUAAAAACAAAUAAUGGUAGUUAAAGAUGUUUAACAAGAAAAAAUAAAUAAAGGAGUUCCAAUCCCUAAAACUAAAGACAAGUUUUAACUGAUUUUAAUAAAUGAACUACUUACAAAUUGGAAGAAG
Messenger RNA from Punica granatum (pomegranate), 3833 nucleotides. The record is from RefSeq and is a predicted model, not a curated record. NCBI's taxonomy places the organism in Eukaryota, Viridiplantae, Streptophyta, Magnoliopsida, Myrtales, Lythraceae.